CCGGAAAGAGGUCGUUCUCGCGAGAUCUGAGAGCUCCGUAGUCUCGGCGGAAGUUGGUUGGUUCUUUCUUUCCGGGCGGCCGUUGGCAAGCUUGCUGUGGUCAAAAUGAAGUUCAAUCCAUUUGUGACUUCAGACCGCAGCAAGAACCGCAAACGGCACUUCAAUGCACCAUCUCACAUUCGCAGGAAGAUAAUGUCUUCUCCUUUGUCCAAGGAGUUGAGGCAGAAGUACAAUGUUCGGUCCAUGCCCAUUCGAAAGGAUGAUGAAGUCCAGGUCGUCCGGGGCCAUUACAAGGGGCAGCAGAUUGGCAAGGUAGUCCAAGUAUAUAGAAAGAAGUAUGUCAUCUACAUUGAACGUGUACAGCGUGAGAAAGCCAAUGGUACAACUGUACAUGUGGGCAUUCACCCCAGUAAGGUGGUGAUCACAAGACUAAAGUUGGACAAGGAUCGUAAAAAGAUUUUGGAACGUAAAGCGAAGUCUCGCCAAGUUGGUAAAGAAAAAGGAAAAUACAAGGAAGAAACAAUUGAGAAGAUGCAAGAAUAAAAUGGACUCGUGUGAAACCCAUUAAAAUUCUAGUCAAAUAUAA
Molecule: messenger RNA, 586 nt
Organism: Pogona vitticeps (central bearded dragon)
Lineage: Eukaryota; Metazoa; Chordata; Lepidosauria; Squamata; Agamidae
Gene: RPL26L1
Product: ribosomal protein L26 like 1
Biological process (GO): translation
Cellular component (GO): ribosome; large ribosomal subunit
Molecular function (GO): RNA binding; structural constituent of ribosome
Source: RefSeq, a predicted model, not a curated record